AUGCGCGCGCUUCUCCUCGUCGGCUGCCUCGCCGUCGUCGUGUCUCUGGCACCGGCUCCGAAGCGCACCGUCGCCCGUCGCGCGGCGCUCCUCGGCUUCUCCUCGGCCGCCGUCCUCGCGCCGGCCGCGGCGCGGGCCGAGGACGUGCUGGAGACGGCCGGCAAGCUCGUCACCGUCCUGAAGCCGCUCUACGGCUUCGAGGCGCCGCUCCAGGCCGGCGCCUACGACAGGGCCGCCGUGCGCGCGCGCAUCGAACGAGACGUCCGGAGCGGCCCCGUCGUCGUCUACUCGUACACGCUGUCCCCCUUCUGCACCGAGGCCAAGGCGCUCCUCGCCGCGCAGGGCGCCAGGGUCACGACGAGCAUGCCGCACGUCUUCAUCGGCGGCGCGUCCAUCGGCGGCCUGGCCUCCGGCACGCCGGGCCUCAAGGCGCUCCUCAGGGACGGCAGCCUGCGCGACAAGCUCGAGGCGGCCGGCGCGUUGUGA
Molecule: messenger RNA, 486 nt
Organism: Aureococcus anophagefferens
Lineage: Eukaryota; Pelagophyceae; Pelagomonadales; Pelagomonadaceae
Exons: 2
Coding region: 1-486 (161 amino acids)
Source: RefSeq, a predicted model, not a curated record